GCCAUGCGGCCGGGGGCCAUGGACCCGGCUCUACCCAGCGCCCCGGCCCAGGCGCAGUCACCGCCGCCCGAGCCGUGGCCGGCGACGAGCUCCGAGGAGGAGCUCUACGACUGCCUGGAUUACUACUACCUGCGGGACUUCCCAGCCUGCGGGGCUGGGCGCAGCAAAGGCCGGACGCGCCGCGAGCGGGAGCUGCGCACCAACUGGCCGGUGGCUGGCGGCCACGAGCGCAAGAUCGCGCAGACCCUGCUCAAUAGCCAGCGCAAGCGUCGCCAGCGCCAGCUGCAGCCCCGGCCGCGCACUCGGCUCGCCUGAGUGCCGGAUACCCGAAGGACCUGAUAAAAGUAUUUUCUCUGACGCCAGCCGGAACUGUGGUCCAAGGGGGAGAGAAUCCAUGUUGGUCAACAGAACUUUCCGACGGCGCUUAAGUUGACUGCUUCAGUAUCUUUUCCUUACUGAUUGUUAAUUAAGUAGCAUCCAAGGGGAUAUGCCCUUUUAGGGUUUUUAAUUAAAAGAGAGCAGUAAGAAUGGCAUUUUAAACCUCUGGGUUUGAUUUCUCAG
Messenger RNA from Talpa occidentalis (Iberian mole), 561 nucleotides. It is a transcript of the gene NUPR2, whose product is annotated as nuclear protein 2, transcriptional regulator. Gene Ontology annotation, cellular component: nucleus. NCBI's taxonomy places the organism in Eukaryota, Metazoa, Chordata, Mammalia, Eulipotyphla, Talpidae. The record is from RefSeq and is a predicted model, not a curated record. Gene Ontology annotation, biological process: negative regulation of cell population proliferation; negative regulation of cell cycle; regulation of transcription by RNA polymerase II. Bases 4 to 315 code for a protein of 103 amino acids. The transcript is spliced from 2 exons.